AUGGUGCUGCAAAUGAUUCUGCGAUAUUUGGCAAACAACGAACAACUGAUACAACGUCUGGCCGAUUCCUAUCCAUUGCGCCGUGCAGCCCAGAUGGUGCUGAGUGCGUACUACCGGAGCCGGUCGAUAGCCGAACAGCAGAAACUCAUCGGAAUGUCCCCGGAACGACUGCAGCAAGUAAUACGCAAUUUUAAAACGAAUGUGCAGAAGGAGAUCGAGAAUGCAAAAAAUAAUUUGAGCAAAAAGAAGUGAAAAACGAUUGAAUCGAAUAUCAAACACUGAACAGUGUCGUGCUCCGAUGUAAUUAAAAUUUAUUUUUUUGAAAGUUC
Messenger RNA from Anopheles coustani, 329 nucleotides. RefSeq names its product protein NCBP2AS2 homolog. NCBI's taxonomy places the organism in Eukaryota, Metazoa, Arthropoda, Insecta, Diptera, Culicidae. The transcript has a single exon. The record is from RefSeq and is a predicted model, not a curated record. Bases 1 to 252 code for a protein of 83 amino acids.